CAGCACGCAUCGUCACUACGUCACUGUCCAACAUGGCGGCGCCGCUGCCCGGCAGAUGCGGCUUCUUCGUGGAGAAGAAGAAACGUUUCUGUAAAAUGAUCGUCGCGAGAGGAAAAGUGUUCUGCGGAGAGCACGCGACCCAGGAGGAAGGAGGCAGCAGCAGGAGGAUCGCAUGUCCUCUGGACCCCAAACACACUGUGAGUGAAGACCAGCUGGACAAACACCUGAAGAAGUGUAACUCCAGAGAGAAGCCAAAGCCGGAGGAACUCAACAACCCGAAGAAUGGAGACUCCGCCCACAAACACCUCAGGCAGCAGUCGUCCAUCUUAGGUCACCUGGAGGCGCUGGGGCUGCUGGGAAGGGGGCGGUGCUUCGUGGAGUUUGGAGCCGGGCGAGGGAAACUGUCUCACUGGAUCCACGAAGCCCUGAAGACCCCAAAGACCCAGGAGACAUCAGAGAACCAGGAGGAUCUGCAGAUUCUUCUGGUGGAGCGCUGCAGCACUCGCUUCAAGGUGGACGGGAAACAUCAGGACGCUGGAGUUGAGUUUGAGAGGCUGCAGGUCGACAUUCAACAUCUGGAUCUGAGUAAGAGACAAACAUCUGCAGCCAGUCAGCCACAUAGCCAGUUAGCCAGUCAGCCAGUCAGCCAGUCAGCCAGUAAAGUGCCGCUGCUCCGUCAGAAGAAGCUCCCUCUGGUCGGAGUGGGGAAACACCUGUGUGGAGCAGCAACAGAUCUGGCUCUGCGCUGUCUGAUGGAGACUCCUGGACCCAGAGAGCAGACAGAGCCGCCCCCCAAACGCCUCAGAACCUCAGAACGAGAACCAGACCCAGACCCAGACCCAGACCCAGCCGGCGGUCCCGGCCCGGUUCUGGGCGUGGCGGUGGCGCUGUGCUGCCACCACCGCUGCGAGUGGCGCCACUACGUUGGGCGGAGCUUCUUCCUGCAGCGAGGACUUGGAGCCAAAGAGUUCUCGGCCUUCUGCCGCAUGUCCAGCUGGGCCACCUGUGGGCUCAGACCGGCCAAUCAGGACGCUCCCCCUCAGGGUCAGGAGCCCACCAAUCAGAGAGGAGAAGAAGAGCACGAACCGGCAGAGGAGGCGGACGCUGUGAUUGGGUUCCUGACGGCGGCCGAGCGCGAGCACGUGGGCCGUCUCUGUAAGCGUCUGAUCGAUGGCGGCCGACUGGACUUCCUGGAGACGCACGGCUUCACCAGCACACUGACUCGCUACGCCAGCAGUCAGCUGACCCUGGAGAACAUCCUGCUGACUGCUGUCCCACAGGUUCCGCCCACAUCCUGA
Messenger RNA from Perca fluviatilis (European perch), 1298 nucleotides. RefSeq names its product tRNA methyltransferase 13 homolog (gene trmt13). Bases 33 to 1298 code for a protein of 421 amino acids. NCBI's taxonomy places the organism in Eukaryota, Metazoa, Chordata, Actinopteri, Perciformes, Percidae. Gene Ontology annotation, biological process: tRNA methylation. The record is from RefSeq and is a predicted model, not a curated record. The transcript is spliced from 9 exons.